Messenger RNA from Drosophila busckii, 1398 nucleotides. RefSeq names its product neuroserpin-like. Bases 161 to 1288 code for a protein of 375 amino acids. The record is from RefSeq and is a predicted model, not a curated record. NCBI's taxonomy places the organism in Eukaryota, Metazoa, Arthropoda, Insecta, Diptera, Drosophilidae. The transcript has 4 exons. Gene Ontology annotation, molecular function: serine-type endopeptidase inhibitor activity.
AUUUGACCUUGUUUUAAUUUCGGGUAUUGCCAAAGCAUUUCAAACUUAUCAGUUAAAUAUUUCGCUGGAAUUUUUGAUGGCACUGAAACAUAAUUUAAGCAUAUUUUGCUAUGCUCAUGGUUUAGUGCUAUUCUACAGUUCAAACUAAGCGCAUCCAGACAUGAAAAAGUCAACUUUGCUUGUUGUUGCGCUGCUUGGCGCCUUAAGCUUGACAGCGGCUGAAAAUAACUUUGAGAGCAGCUUGGACGAGCUUCACAGGGAUCUGUACCAUGAAUUUGCCAAAGUACAUCGCAAUCAGAAUUUUGUAUUCUCACCAUUGGCCGUGCAAAUGGCGCUGGGCAUACUGCGCAGUUGUAUGGCAGAUGAGAGUGAAAGUGCCAAGGAGCUGGAUAUACGCGCCAGAUUUAGACCACGAACUGUGCAACAGAUAAAUUCCGACUUUAAUAGAUUUUUGAGCCAGAGCAUUGGUGAUGAGUCCUUAAAAAUAAUUAACAAGCUGUAUGUCAAUGAUAAAAGCAGCAAUGAGCCAUACUAUGAGCUAACACCGUCUGCAGAUUUUGUCAAAUUUGUGGCUUCGACGUCAGAUAUGAAUCGCUGGCUCAAAUCGCAAGUGGCCAACUUGGAUGGCCAAUUAAAUGCAGUGAUAUUCAAUAGUAUUAUAUACAACGCUGCUUGGACUUCGCCUUUCCAAAAGAGAAACACAGAGAAAAAUAAAUUCUAUUUGCAUGACAACGGCCACGUGCUAACGAAUAUAAUGCAACAUGAUUUAACGACGUUUGAAUAUGCUGACCUAGGAUGCCUAGGGCUGAACGCCGAGGCAGUAAAAUUGGAAUACUCUGGCUCAGAUAUCAGCAUGUUGAUUAUUUUGCCCAAAACAUACGAUGGGCUACCACAGCUUGAACAUAAACUACAAUUUACUACCAUAGCUGACAUAAAGAAUGCUUUAGAACAUCGACCAAUUCUGGUAAAUUUGCCUAAAUUUUCUAUUAAAAUCGAAGAGGAUAUGAUUCCGAUUUUGAAAAGCUUGUCUAUUCAACGCAUUUUCGAGGAUGCGCAGCUUACGCAUUUGAGGCAAGGCGCUGGCAAAGUGUGGAUUGAAAAAUUUAUACAUAACACUGCUAUUCAUGUUGAUGAAGACGGCACGAUCGCUAAUUCCACUCACGUUGGAAUAGCUCCGGGCGAAGAUGAAAUACUCAGCUUUAAUGCCAUUCAUCCUUUCUACUUUGCGAUUACAAACUCAGAGGAUGCUGUGAUGUUUGCUGGACAUGUUGUGAAUCCUUUGUUGUAAAUCAAACUAUUUAAUAAAUUAACAACAAAUUGUAGAUACAUAGAAUUUAGCAAGCAAAUAAACUUGACUUUGAACUAUAGAGCAGACAGAACGCAGUAGAUAUUACAUUA